Epinephelus lanceolatus (giant grouper) is the source of this 869-nucleotide messenger RNA. The record is from RefSeq and is a predicted model, not a curated record. Lineage: Eukaryota; Metazoa; Chordata; Actinopteri; Perciformes; Serranidae.
AUGGAUAAAUACCAUAUAACACCCCACUUCAAAAGAUUCACACUAUCACUAUCAUUACCAUUGCAGUUUGAAAAACUGGGCUACAGCAGGCCGCAGAUAAACCUGCCGGUUUUCGUCGUCUAUUCGGCAGCCAUCCUGGUGGAAUAUUUGCAUGUAGUCCUGAAACCUGUGAUAGAAGUGCCCCUCCUCUUUACCAGAAAUGAGGUGAGGAACAUAGCUGUGAGCCACACCUUCAAGAUCAACAAGGCCCGCCGAGAGCUUGGUUUCUGUCCGAAGCCCUACAGCCUGAUGGACUCUGUGGACCAGUACCUGAAAUCCAGACAGCCUCGCUCCAGCUCGUCUCUCCUCGGCCUCUCCUGGACCUCCCAGCUGCCUCAACACCUCCUCCUGCUGUUGCUACUGAUUGGCUUCAGCCUGCUGCUAGUGAUGUUAUCCUCCAUUCACAACUGAAAAUUUGUAUGGAAAUCAAAUAUUUGAUGCUGUAUUCACACCACAUGUGACACCAGAUGCAAUGAAAUAUACCUUGAAAUAAAUCGUCAGAACGUAAGAUUAUGAAAUAAUUUAAUUCACCUUUUUUUGAUGUUGGCAUAUGUGUGUCUGAUUUUGAAAUGAUGAAACUACCAGGCUGCUGGAAAGUAUUAAACCUGAGUGGUGUGAAUGUUAUCGGUUUCUCUGCAAUUUGAAGCUUCUAUGAGGAAAAAAAAUAAUAUUUGUAAUAUUUUAUUUGAAAUGUUUAAAUCUUGAUUGAGUGUAUUUAAAGCAUGUUUCCAGGUUCUCUGAUAAAGCCUUGAUGUGAUUUACACAUCUGUGGAGUUUGAUUAGUAAUUUUGUACACUUUUAGAAAUAAAAGCAUUAACAAUCAAAGCCUA